AUGCGAGGAUGUCUGCAGUUAGCCCGAUGGCUGAGCGCAGCGCCGAGAUGUCCGGCGGCGGGCCUCAAGUCGUCGGCUGGCUUUCCACUCCGGUCUAUUAAUUCCCUACGAUCUUUCACGACAUCUGCAACGUGGCACGCCCGAUCGAAGGCUGCUCCGAGCGCCCCGGAUUCUGACCUUGAACGCCGCAUCGCUGAUAUCCCCAUUGACCGAUUCCGCAACUUUUGCAUCGUUGCACACGUCGAUCAUGGCAAAAGCACACUCUCCGACCGCUUGCUCGAGAUUACGGGGACUAUCCAGCCUGGAAUGAACAAACAAGUGCUGGAUAAAUUGGAUGUUGAACGCGAACGGGGUAUCACUGUCAAGGCACAGACGUGUACCAUGAUCUACAACCACAAGGGCGAAGACUAUUUAUUGCACCUGGUAGAUACGCCUGGGCAUGUGGACUUCCGUGCUGAGGUAUCGCGUAGUUACGCCAGCUGUGGAGGAGCGAUCCUUCUAGUUGAUGCUAGCCAGGGUGUUCAGGCGCAAACAGUUGCCAACUUCUACCUGGCAUUUGCGCAGGGCUUGGAGUUGAUCCCCGUUAUCAACAAGGUCGACCUUCCGUCGGCAGAUCCGGAGCGGGCUUUGGAUCAAAUGAAGAGCACAUUUGAACUGGAUACGGAAAAUGCAGUGAGGGUGUCGGCCAAGACCGGACUCAAUGUUGCGGCCAUCCUACCAACUGUCGUUGAGAAGAUUCCAGCGCCUAUCGGCGACUCCAAGAAACCCCUUCGAAUGCUGCUUGUUGACUCCUGGUACGAUUCUUACAAGGGCGUGAUUCUCCUGGUUCGCGUUUUCGAUGGCGAGGUGCGUGCAGGUCAGCAACUCGUGUCGUUCGUGACAGGCCUCAAGUACUACGUCGGCGAGGUUGGAAUUAUGUACCCCACUGAGACCGCUCAAUCGGUUCUCCGGGCAGGGCAGGUUGGAUAUAUUUACUUCAACCCCGGCAUGAAGCGAAGUCAGGAGGCCAAGAUCGGUGACACCUUUACAAGAGUCGGGUAUGAGAAGACUGUCGAGCCUUUGCCCGGUUUUGAGGAGCCGAAGUCAAUGGUCUUUGUUGCAGUUUAUCCUAUGAACCAGGAUCUCUUCGAGCAUCUCGAAGACAGCGUUAACCAGCUCAUCUUGAAUGACCGUAGUAUUACGGUUCAAAAGGAAUCUUCCGAAGCGCUGGGUGCGGGGUUCCGCAUGGGAUUUCUGGGCACCCUUCACUGCUCAGUAUUUGAGGAUCGACUCCGACAAGAGCAUGGGGCGAGCAUCCUCAUCACUCCACCAUCCGUGCCAGUCAAGGUUAUAUGGAAGGAUGGUACCGAGGAAAUUAUCACCAACCCAGCCAAGUUCCCCGACGAUGAUAGCGUGCGUCUAAAGCUUGCCGAGGUCCAAGAGCCAUAUGUGCUGGCUACUUUGACAUUCCCUGAUGAAUAUCUGGGCAAGGUCAUUGAGCUUUGCGAGGCCAAUCGAGGCGAACAAGUAAGCAUCGAAUACUUUACCGCGAGCCAGGUCAUUAUGAAAUAUGAGCUGCCCUUGGCGCAUUUGGUCGAUGACUUCUUUGGGAAAUUGAAGGGCAAUACCAAAGGAUAUGCCAGUCUCGACUACGAAGAAUCUGCUUGGAGGGCUGGAAAUAUCGUCAAGCUCCAGCUAUUGGUCAACAAGGUUCCCGUUGAUGCCGUAUCCCGGCUCAUGCACAUGAGUCAAGUGGCCCGGCAAGGCAGGAUAUGGGUGACCAAGUUCAAGCAACACGUCGACCGACAGCUGUUCGAAAUUGUCAUUCAAGCCGCUGUGGGCAAGAAGAUCAUUGCGCGUGAGACUAUCAAGCCCUAUCGCAAGGACGUUCUGGCAAAGCUUCACGCCAGUGAUCCUUCAGAGGGUGCACAGAUUGAUCUGGGCAAGGCCCAGGUCAUUGACCGUGUCCCCAAAGUGAUCAAGGAGCUGAAAUUCGGCGUAUUCGCGGAAACGAUCACUAACAAACGGUGUCUCUCCAGGACGAAUGAUGAUAUUGUCGGCCAAGCCGUUGUCGAAGUCUCCGACAGAAAGUUUUUCGACCUCGACCGUGACCGCGCGGUCGUUGCCCAUGGCCCUCUCGAUGCGCGCAUGGGUAUUUCAAAUAAGACCUCAACCUGCCAAACAUGCGGAUAUCACCUCAAGGAGUGUAAUGGUCACUUUGGCCAUGUAAGACUAGUCCUACCGGCAUUUCACGUUGGUUAUUUCAAGCGUGUUAUUGGUGUGCUCCAGGAAAUUUGCAAGGAAUGCUCUCGCAUUUUGCUACCCGAGGCGGAACGGCGCUCCUUCUUGCGCGAGAUGCGCCGACCCGGUCUGGACAACCUACGAAGAACACAAAUUGCGAAGCGAAUCAACGAGCGAUGCCGAAAGACUCGAGAGUGUGAACAUUGUAACGCGAUCAACGGUGUCGUGAAGAAGGUCGGCUCGAGUGCGUUGAAAAUUACUCACGACAAGUUCCGCGCUUUCAACGCAUCAACCUCUGUGAAGAAGCAGCCCCCGCUGAGCAAGCAAGUUUUUGACGACUCCUUUUCUGAAGCACGAAACGUGAACGCUGAGGUCGAGAAGCAUUUCAAGAAGGCACAAGAUGAUCUGAAUGCGCUCCGCGUUCUCAAAUUGUUCAAGAAAAUCUCUGACAGUGACUGUGAGCUGAUCGGUCUUGACCCGAAAGAAGCACGACCGGAAAUGUUCCUGUGGCAGUUUAUCCCAGCCCCUCCCGUUUGCAUUCGUCCCUCCGUCGGACAAGAUGCUGCCUCGACUGAAGAUGAUUUGACUGCCAAACUCGGUGAUAUCGUCCAGAGCAAUAUCAACCUCAAAAAUGCCCUCCUGAAGGGUGCGCCAGUGCAGACCAUCAUGGAAUGUUGGGACUAUAUGCAACUCCAAAUCGCAGUCUACAUUAACAGCGAUGUGCCUGGUCUCAACAAGGCGGAUCUCGGAAAACCUAUUCGCGGUUUCGUUCAACGGCUUAAGGGUAAACAAGGUCGAUUCCGUGGUAACUUGUCUGGAAAACGUGUCGAUUUCUCCGGCCGUACCGUCAUUUCGCCCGACCCUAAUCUUCGCGUCGACGAGGUCGCCGUUCCGGAAUUGGUGGCGAAGAACAUGACUUACCCUGAGGUGGUCACUCGAUACAACAUCGAAAAGUUACGAGAACGAGUGCGUAAUGGGUCUACCAAGUGGCCCGGUGCCAAUUAUUUGUACAAAAAAGGAUCCACUUUCAGAACCAUGCUGAAGUAUGGUAGCCUCAAACAUAUGGCUAGCGAACUGCAAGAGGGUGAUAAGGUGGAGCGUCAUAUUGAAGACGGUGAUAUCGUUCUCUUCAAUCGACAACCAUCGCUGCACAAGCUCAGUAUUCUUUCUCAUUUUGCUAAAGUCCGACCGCAUCGAACUUUCCGACUCAACGAGUGUGUUUGUAACCCUUACAAUGCCGAUUUUGAUGGUGAUGAAAUGAACUUGCACGUCCCACAGACAGAGGAAGCCAGGGCAGAGGCUAUGGAGUUGAUGGGUGUGAAGAACAACUUGGCCACGCCCAAAAACGGCGAGCCUAUCAUUUCUGCUAUCCAGGAUUUCAUCAGUGCUGCUUUCAUUCUCAGUAGCAAGGACAACUUCUACGACCGUGGCUCGUUCACGCAGAUCUGUCUUUACAUGCUGGGCCCACAGACCCGUUUUGACUUGCCUCCGCCAUCGGUUCUGAAGCCUCAGGCACUUUGGACGGGUAAGCAGGUCUUCAACAUAAUGAUGCGUCCCAAUACCGAUGACCCUGUUCUCGUCAACCUCGAUGCUGCAUGCCGUCAGUUCAAACAACCCAAAGACGGCCGACCAAAGGACCUAGAUCCUCAUGAUGCUUGGCUGGUCAUUCGCAAUUCUGAGAUGAUGUGCGGUGUCAUGGACAAGUCCACCAUCGGUUCCGGAAAAAAGGACAAUGUUUUCUACAUUAUGCUUCGUGAUUUCGGCCCUCCUGCGGCUGCCGAGGGCAUGAAUCGUUUGUCUAAACUGUCUGCACGAUGGUUCACUAACAUGGGAUUUUCUAUUGGCAUCACCGAUGUUUAUCCUAGUGACCGACUGGUUCAGUCGAAGAAUGACUUGGUGGAAACUGCUUAUGCCGCUUGUGACGAUGUCAUUGCCAAGUACAAAGCCGGUACUCUGGAGAAGUAUCCUGGUUGUGACGAGUUGCAAACUAUGGAGAACCAGCUGUCCGGUAUCCUGAGUAAGGUCCGUCAACAGGCUGGUGACGAGUGUAUCGAACAGCUCAGCAAAUACAAUUCCCCCUUGAUCAUGGCCACCUCCGGAUCUAAGGGUUCGAGUAUCAACGUCUCACAGAUGGUUGCCCUUGUGGGUCAACAAAUUAUCGGUGGACAGCGUGUACUGGAUGGUUUCCAGGACCGAACUCUACCUCAUUUCCCCAAAAACGCUCGCCAGCCCCCCCUCAAAGGGAUUCGUCUGGUCGAUACCGCUGUCAAGACUGCCGAAACCGGUUACAUGUCUCGUCGGUUGAUGAAGUCCCUCGAAGAUCUCUCGUCGCAGUAUGACGACACUGUCCGAAACUCAUCCUCUGCCAUCGUCCAGUUCCAGUACGGUGAUGAUAAGUUGGACCCGGUGGAUAUGGAGGGUAAAGCCAAGCCUGUCCACUUCGAUCGCACUUUCAUCCAUUCCGAGUCCACAACUUACGAUAACGACGAGCGAAGCUUGCUGCCUAACGAAAUCAUGGAAGUUUGUGAGCAGAUGCUCUCGCAGGAACGAGCUAAGCUUAUCCGCAAGGACUUGAUGGGCAAUCAGCUGGGCUAUAUGGAUCGCAGUGACAAUGGAAUUGAUCAAUUCGAGAGUGCUCGCGACUUCCUUGAUUCUAUCCAACAAUAUGUCCAAACCAAGGCUGACAGACUCAUUUCUCGUGGCGGUGACUUUGAUCCAUCAGACGCGAGGAGUCGGAAGGGCUUGGACCACACUGGCAAGCUGACUCGGACUACCCUAAAGGCCUUCAUCACGGCCUGUUUGCUGAAGUACAAGAGGGCGCAAGUCGAGCCUGGUCAUGCCGUCGGUGCCGUGGGUGCUCAAUCUAUCGGUGAGCCCGGUACGCAGAUGACUUUGAAAACUUUCCAUUUCGCUGGUGUCGCCGGUAUGAGUAUCACUCAGGGUGUGCCCCGUAUUAAGGAAAUCAUCAACGCUUCCAAGGAGAUCAGUACCCCUGUUGUGGCUUGUGAGCUGGUCACCAAGGACAGUAUCGCUGCAGCUCGUAUUGUCAAGGGCCGAAUUGAGAAGACAUAUCUACGAGAUAUCAUUCACUCUGUUACUGAGAAUUGGAACGGGAACGAGGCUUACGUCAAGGCCAGGAUCAAUUUCAAAACAAUCAAUGAUCUGCAGCUUGAGCUUCGUAUGCCCCAGAUCGUUGCUGCGAUCAAGAACCACAAGCGGUUCAAGGGCGAUGACCUCAAGUUCAGUACCACCGGGCGCUCUAUCAAGGUCACCAUUGAUCUGGAUCCGGCUAGCAAAAACAACUUGUCAAAGACUGAGAUCGCAGCUACCAGUGCUGACCCCUUCUUGCGUCUAAAGCAUCUCAAGCGUCUUCUGCCCUCUAUUCAGAUCCUUGGGCAUCCACGCGCCUACCGUGCUAUCAUCCGAACCGAUGAGACCUCCACUACCAACACCCUUCUGGUUGAAGGCUACGGUCUACGAGAGUGCAUGACUACAGUGGGUGUUGACGGUCUCCGAACCACAACCAACAACAUCAUGGAGGCCCGCCAGGUCCUUGGUAUCGAAGCUGCUCGAAGUACGAUCGUUACUGAGAUCAGUGAGGUCAUGAAGGACAUGGACAUCGAUCCUCGUCACAUGCAACUUCUGGCUGAUGUCAUGACUUACAAGGGUGAGGUACUGGGUAUUACUCGUUUCGGUCUGGCGAAGAUGCGUGACUCCGUUCUUCAACUCGCCUCGUUCGAGAAGACUGCAGAUCACCUGUUUGACGCCGGUGGUGCCGGCCGUACCGAUCUGAUUGAGGGUGUCUCCGAGUGUAUCAUUAUGGGCAAGACAAUGGGACUGGGUACCGGUGCAAUGGAGGUUGUCCGCAAGCUUAACUUCUACGAGGGACAAAUCGGUCCGCGCAAGACCGUUUUCGAAGACGCCUGGUCCGAACUGGGCGAGGUGCUCCCGAAGAAGCCCGUGAGGAGGGUUCGGUAG
This is a messenger RNA of Penicillium manginii, 6198 nucleotides long. RefSeq names its product DNA-directed RNA polymerase III core subunit RPO31. Gene Ontology annotation, biological process: DNA-templated transcription. The record is from RefSeq and is a predicted model, not a curated record. Gene Ontology annotation, molecular function: GTPase activity; DNA binding; DNA-directed RNA polymerase activity. The coding region runs from base 1 to 6198 and encodes 2065 amino acids. The transcript is spliced from 5 exons. Lineage: Eukaryota; Fungi; Ascomycota; Eurotiomycetes; Eurotiales; Aspergillaceae.